Molecule: messenger RNA, 1482 nt
Organism: Babjeviella inositovora NRRL Y-12698
Lineage: Eukaryota; Fungi; Ascomycota; Pichiomycetes; Serinales
Product: tetrahydrofolate synthase
Exons: 1
Coding region: 1-1482 (493 amino acids)
Biological process (GO): tetrahydrofolylpolyglutamate biosynthetic process
Cellular component (GO): mitochondrion; cytosol; cytoplasm
Molecular function (GO): ATP binding; tetrahydrofolylpolyglutamate synthase activity
Source: RefSeq, a predicted model, not a curated record
AUGGCCAUUACUAACCGCUUCCAGGACGCAGUCAAGGCGUUGAACUCCUUGCAGACAAACUUUGCGUCGAUCGAGGCCGGCAAAAAAGCCGGCACGCUCAAGCGUAACACGCUGGCGAUGCCGGAGAUGUUGGAGUGGACGCGCCGUCUCGGCUACGCCGCCAGCGACUUUAACCGGAUGAACAUCAUCCACAUCACCGGGACCAAGGGUAAGGGCUCCACGUGCGCGUUCGUGCAGUCAAUUCUCUCGCAGUACCACACGCGCGGCGUAAACAAAAUCGGGUUGUUCACCUCGCCGCACUUGAAAUCAGUCAGGGAGAGGGUCCGCAUUAAUGGUAACCCCAUCGCGGAGGACUUGUUCACCAAGUACUUCUUCGAGGUCUGGGACAAACUCUCGGGUUCCACGUCUGAUACAGAAAGGUUCCCCGACAUGGCGGGCGAUUCCAAGCCAGUUUAUUUCAAAUACAUGACGUUGUUGUCGUUCUACGUAUUUUUGAAGGAGGGGGUCGAUACUGCGAUCUACGAGGUGGGUGUGGGCGGUGAGUACGAUUCCACGAAUAUCAUAGAAAAGCCGACGGUGUGUGGGGUUUCAGCGCUCGGGAUUGAUCACGUGUUUAUGUUGGGUGAAACGUUACCGGAAAUCGCGUGGAACAAGGGCGGCAUCUUCAAGGAGGGCGCGCCAGCGUUUACGGUCGAGCAGCCUGAGGAUGCGAUGCAGGUGUUGCGCGCACGCGGCACGGAAAAAAACAUCGCGGGAGAGUUGCAGGUCGUUGGACAGAACCCAGCGGUUACUGGCUUGAAGUUGGGUCUCGCGGGGGAGUUCCAGAAGCAAAACGCGUCGCUUGCGAUUCAAUUGGCGGCGACUCACUUGCAAAAGUUGGAGAUUUUGAGCCAAACCGAUGUGGAAGCCAUCUCCAGGGGUGUUUUGCCAAUUGAGUUUGCCGUGGGGUUGGAGACUGCCAUGUGGGAGGGCAGAUGUCAGACCAUCGUUGAGGAGGGCGUCACAUGGUACGUUGACGGUGCCCACACCAAGGAAUCAAUUGACGCCUCUUCCGAGUGGUUUGGGGCUGUUUCCGCCCUGGCGGCUAAGCCAAAGUCCCGUGUCUUGUUGUUCAACCAGCAGACGAGAGAUGCCAACAUGCUCAUAGGCAGAUUAUACAACAACCUCGCGGAUGUGAAGUUUGACCAUGUGGUGUUUACUACGAACGUGACCUGGUCGUCAGGUGCAUAUUCUGCCGAUUUGGUGUCCAUGAACACGUCCAAGGAUGCGGUCGACCGCUUGGAGGUGCAGAAGUCAUUGGCAGAGACCUGGGCAGAUUUGGAGAAGCAAAACAAACAGCAGGCCGCCAGGAAGCACAUCUUUCACGACAUUGAGACGUCCGUGAACUUUAUCCGCUCUCUCGAGGGUCCCGUCGAGGUGUUUGUGUGCGGUAGUUUACACUUGGUCGGCGGAUUCUUGGUGGUGUUGGACGGGAAACAGUAG